AGCUAUAUGGGCCAAAGCUGCAUUCAAUCUUCUUCUUUACAUGCUUGCUGGUCAUGUAUUUGGAGCCUUGUGGUACUUUUUUGCCAUAGAAUGACUGUACGCUGGAAGAAUGCCUGCAUAAAUCAUACUGGAUGUAGUCAAGGUUCUUUUAACUGUAAUCAAAGUUCAGGAGACUACAAAUUUCUGAAUGAUUUUUUUUCUACAAAGACUCAGAACACGGUUGCUUUUGAUUUUGAAAUGUUCGAUGAUGCUCUUCAGUCUGGUAUUGUGGAGGUGACAGAUUUUCCACAGAAGUUUUUACAUUGCUUCCAAUGGGGUCUGCAAAACCUCAGCUGUUUCGAUCAAAAUCUACAAAAAAGUACCUUCAUCUGGGAAAACUUCUUUGCAGUUUGGAUUACCAUUUCUGGUUUGGUGUUGUUCCUCUUUCUCAUCGGAAAUAUGCAGACGUAUCUGCAGUCCAAGACUAUAAGAUCAGAGGAGAUGAGAUUGAAGGGGAGAGAGAUAGAAUACAUUUGGCAAGAAACCAAUGGUGUUGAUGUAGACAAUUUGCCCAAUAAUCUUCCCAAGGACCUUAGAAUGAACAUAAAACGUGAACUCUGCUUAGAACUGCUAAAAAAAGUAGAAGAAUUCAAAAAGUUGAAUGAAACAACACUGGAUGCGCUCUGUGAUUGUGUAAAGCCAGCUUUCUACAUUGAGCGCACUCACAUAAUCCGAGAGGGAGACCCAAUUGAAGAGAUGCUCUUCAUAGUGCACGGCAAACUAUGGACCUACACCUCCAAGGCUAAAACAACUGCCUCUGCCUCUGCUUCGGAAAGCACGGAGCAUUGCAAAGAGAAUAAAAAUAAAAAUUGUAAAAUUAAAGAUCAUCUGAAAGAUGGCGACUUCUGUGGAGAAGAAUUUAUUGCAUGGGCUCUGGAUGAACCCUCCUCAUCCAAUCUCCCUAUGUCAACAAGAACUAUUCAAGCGCUUACUAAAGUUGAAGCCUUUGCUCUUGUGGCAGAUGACUUGAAAAAUGUAUUCAUUAAGUACCAUCUUUCGAGCUCUUGCGAAUUGAACUUGAAUCAUCCGAUGAUUCAGGCAGCUCGAGUGAUACAAGAUGCCUGGCGUCGGCAUCAUACUUCAACGAACUCAUGA
Messenger RNA from Pistacia vera, 1134 nucleotides. Its product is annotated as cyclic nucleotide-gated ion channel 1-like. NCBI's taxonomy places the organism in Eukaryota, Viridiplantae, Streptophyta, Magnoliopsida, Sapindales, Anacardiaceae. Bases 7 to 1134 code for a protein of 375 amino acids. The record is from RefSeq and is a predicted model, not a curated record. The transcript is spliced from 6 exons.